AUGGCAACCUCAGCAGAUCACGAAAAUGCAGACACCAGAGGUCAAGCUGGGGAAGAGGUCACACCCCAAAUGUCAGUCAGUGGAGGACUUUGGAAUGGGAGCAUCGGCAAACCAUUCCAUGAGUCUCUCACCUUGUCUGCUCUAAUCAGCAGCAAAUCUGGGACCCCACAGGGCACAAUCCUUGAGAGCGCCACCGACGACGACUGGGAGCACAUUCGCGGAGCAGUGUGGAACGACGAUCCUGAUUGUCAACUCUUUUCAGACAAUCGCGACUCAAACCAUUCAUACACAAUCGGCUUUGACUGGGCACUGAAGUUCAAGUCAGCAGAAAAGGAGUGGAACCCAAACAACCUUGGCUUUACUAGGAUGAAAAAUGUCACUGGUCGCUCACACUAUGGUGACCUUCAGUUUCUUCACUGUAUGGCAUCUGACAGAGAUGAAGAGCCUGAAGUCACAAAAACAAAGAUCAUGACCUGGAUGGAAGUUAUGUACAAGCUGGCAACCGGCGAAGAUGACAAGAUUACCCCCAGCACUGUGGUCUCCCAAUCACCUCUUGGCGUUUUGUUUCCUGAUGAUUCUCUCCCGCCGAAUUGGCUGUCUCUAUCCUAUCUAUUGUCCAAGGACUCGAAGUACAAGGGCCUUGACAUCGGGCGACGCGCACUCGGCAGUAUGUUUCAUGUUAUCCAAGACUCGUAUGCUAUUGGCCAUGCGAAGCGUGAACUGCUGAACGAAAAGGACAAGGUAUCAGACGACCCCCUCAAGUUCAAAGACGGGACAGCGGAUCGUUGGGGACCUAUUCAGAUCUUCCACACUUAUUACGGCCAAGACAGUGCUUCACAUAAGCAUUACGACCACUUCUUUGAUCGUAUUCCGGAUCCGGAACAUUUAGAUAAUCUAGAACAGUGGAAUAAUAUGAUUGGUUGUCGUGACGCCGUUGACAGGUGUAAGGCUCUCGCAGAAAAGAAGCUGGAGGGUAAGAAAUGGGAGGGCGAUGAUGGGGUGAGGCAGUUUCUCGAUACAGAAGUGUUUGCGCUGUCUGGUCAGAAAGGCCCAGCCAACAACAAGGUUCUAUAA
Colletotrichum fioriniae is the source of this 1074-nucleotide messenger RNA. NCBI's taxonomy places the organism in Eukaryota, Fungi, Ascomycota, Sordariomycetes, Glomerellales, Glomerellaceae. The record is from RefSeq and is a predicted model, not a curated record.